AUGGCUAUUUCAAAACCGUGUGUUGACAUCAGUACUCUUCCAAGCGAUGUGUUGACGUAUGCCAAUGACAAAUUUAUUCGUCUUGUUGAACAAUUAGUUGGUGAAGAUAUUGCCGAAUUAUUUAAUGUCCAAGCAAUACACAAUAUUCCGUGUUUGCUGAAAACAACUUCAGACGUAUUUGAAAUUUUGAAACUCGACUGUCCGGAUAUUGAGAACAUUCGUGAUAAAUUAUCAUUCAAGUUGACUGAUGGUACAUUUAUAGUAAAACCUGGUUAUCGGAGCAGUGUUUCCUAUGUGACUGAAGUAUUUCGUAAUAAAUUUGACGAUCAUUUGAAGCAGCUCAGAGCUAAAUCAAGAAGUGUUACUGUAUCAUCUCAACUUCAAUUACCAUUACCAUUCACUCAAGUAUCUUCUUCUUCUUCUAAUCAAUUAGCGGUAUCUUCUAUUCAAUUACUCUCAUCGUCGUCAACGAGUCCAAUCGUACCACCUUCAACAACCAUUACUGAACAUGAACAUCGUAAUCAGACCAUUAAAACGAUAGGUACAUGGUGUGAGAGAGAAAAAGAAUCGCUAGCUUUGGAUGAAUUGUCUUUAUCAAUUGUUGAUGAUUAUAAACUCUACAUAAAUAACGAUACCGAGAAUUUGGAAGCAUCAAUCCGUUGUAAUUGUGGUGUUAAACUAAACUUAUUUAAACUUAAGAACCGAACAUUUUUUCAGUUAUCUAAUUUUUAUGCUCAUCUAAAAAGUAAAAAAUGUUCGAUGAUGAAACAAAAGAAAAACGACGAUAAGAAGAAGAAAAGCCAAGACGAUAGUGCAAGUAAAGAAGAGAAAGUAGAAGAAGAAGAGGCCAGUGAUGGUAAUAUUGCUUCUGUUGCUGAUACCACAAGCUCGAAAGCACCAGAAACAGUAGUUAAAAAUCAGAAGAAACGUCCCUUAUCUCAAGUAGUCUCAUCUUCACUUCGAGUAAAACGAACUCGUAGAAGAUAA
Didymodactylos carnosus is the source of this 987-nucleotide messenger RNA. The record is from the annotation of a GenBank genome assembly. Lineage: Eukaryota; Metazoa; Rotifera; Eurotatoria; Philodinida; Philodinidae.